Messenger RNA from Saxophila tyrrhenica, 2913 nucleotides. It is a transcript of the gene RIM13, whose product is annotated as cysteine protease. NCBI's taxonomy places the organism in Eukaryota, Fungi, Ascomycota, Dothideomycetes, Mycosphaerellales, Extremaceae. Gene Ontology annotation, biological process: proteolysis. The record is from RefSeq and is a predicted model, not a curated record. Gene Ontology annotation, molecular function: calcium-dependent cysteine-type endopeptidase activity. The transcript is spliced from 2 exons. The coding region runs from base 1 to 2913 and encodes 970 amino acids.
AUGUUCACAUCCAUGGAACUGUUGCACGAACAGAGGAGAGGCAAGUACUUGGCACCGCCUGUUACACCUACCACUCAUCGAGGUAGGCCAGUAUAUCUCUCACGUCAGUUCCAAACCAUCUCCAAGUGUCCGGAACAGCCACGAGAUAUAGCUAAGUCAGCCAUCUCGUAUGCCCCAGAACAUGGCAGCAGUAUGAGCAAAGAGAAUCAAGAUCUAGGCAAGCUCAAAGUGGACGCCGAGUCCUUCAGAUCGCAGCUGCUACAGUCUUCGAGCAAGGAUGAGGCUCUUCAGCUGGCCAUCAAGGCUGCGGAGACGUCGAUGCAGGCUAUGAAGCUGGCAACAGAUCCGGCUGAGAAGGAGAGCUUGUCCACUCGAUUCAAACAGCUUUUAACCGAAGCAGAACAAAUCAAGACAAGCGAUGAUUGGAGGCAAGUGGUCGAGUCGCGCGAGAAACGUCCAGCUGCGCCACCUACCACAGCGAGGGUACUCAAGGAGCCGACAUCAACGCGGAAGCUGUCCAAGCAGGAGCAGAUAUUAGUACUGAAGGCCAGCUAUCUAAGUGGUUUCAAAUUCCCGCCUUGGAGCGAGGCACCUAAGGCCCAGGAGUUUGAGCUGGGCGAGGAUGAUGAGCUUUUCCUAGAAACGCCAGAACUCGCUCUUUCGGAACUUCAGGAAGACGUGCUGGACGACUGGAAGCGACCGGCCGAUGCUCUUCCACCACCAUCAUGGUUUCCGGACGAGCGCACUAAUCUUGGCCCCUCCAUGACAUAUACACAAAAGGUCGAUCUGGUUCAAGAUGCCGCGACCGACUGUUCUGUGGUCGCGUCUCUCUGCGCUGGGGUUGCUCGAGCGGAGAAAGGGCACAGCAAGCUACUCCGAUCUGUCCUCCAUCCAUACGAUGCUGCGAGCGGACGGCCUCUGAUUUCGAGAAAUGGCAAGUAUGUGGCGCGCCUCAACUUCAACGGCUGCUACCGUAGAGUUGUCAUUGAUGACCGCCUACCAACAAGCUCUACAAGCCGAGUGAUCCAUGUGGUAGAUCGGCAAAAUCCGGGCUUGCUUUGGCCAGCUCUGAUCGAGAAGGCUUACCUGAAAGUCCGAGGUGGCUAUGACUUUCCAGGGAGCAACAGCGGCACGGACAUCUGGAUCUUGACGGGCUGGAUUCCAGAGCAAGUCUUUCUACAAGCAGACGAACUGGAACCUGAUCGGUUGUGGAGACGGAUUAGCAAUGCAUUCAUCUACGGAGACGUAUUGGUUACGAUGGGCACUGGUAAGAUGUCAAGUAGGACCGAAAAGGAGCUUGGCUUGGCCGGAGAGCACGACUAUGCUGUUCUGGAUUUGAAGGAGACUGGAGGUCAGCGACUCUUCUUGAUAAAGAAUCCAUGGUGCGAAGGGCCCAGUUGGCGUGGGAAGCUGGAGAGCGCGAAGCGUGCGGAGGACGCAGGUGAUGGGAAAUCCUCAAACGAGCCUUUGCCUCAAAUGGAGGCUUCAAAUGAGCCCGUCCAGAACUCUCGCGAUCUGCUGAACGCAGACGAUCAACUAUCUCCUGGGACGUUUUGGAUGGACAUUGACAACGUCAUCCAGCACUUUGAAUCCAUCUACCUGAACUGGAAUCCAGGGCUGUUUGCUCACAGACAGGAUGUGCACUUUACCUGGGACUUGGUUCCAUCAGACAGUGGCCUGAACCAUCCGCGAGGAGCGUAUGCCAGCUUGAACCAGAAUCCGCAGUACACGGUCACCUCUGAGAAGGUGGGCGUGACUUGGGUACUGUUGUGGAGGCAUUUUCAGAACGCCGUCCCACCCGAUGCCACUGAGGAGGAGAUCGCGGCAGACAGAUAUGGCAUCGAGCUCAGUGGGCACAUGUCACUGAUCGCGUUUCGAUCCAGUGGCCGUCGGGUACUGCUUCCGGAUAAAGCGAUCGAGAAAGGCUGGUACGUGGACAGUCCGCAAACUCUUCUGAAGCUUGAGACGAAGCCAGGCGAAGCCAUCACCCUCGUGCCGGCCGAACAGAACCUGCCGUCGAUCAAGCAUACGUUCACCAUAUCGGCAUUCAGUGACUCGCCAAUCACGCUAGCCGAAGCAAAGAUGCGAUAUCCUUACUCAAAUACCUACUGUGGCAACUGGACUAGAGAUAUGGCCGGUGGCAACGCGCAUAGUCCGACUUACUCUACCAACCCACAGUAUUGGAUUGACGUUUCCCGGCGAACGAACAUUAGCAUUCUCCUAGACGCCGUGGAUGAAGACCUUAACCUGCACUUCAAGCUCGUACACAGCAACGGCAAACGGGUUCAUUCGGUCCGCAACAGAGACAUCGUUUUCGACAGUAAGGACUACCGGCGUGGCUGCUGUCAUGCCGAGUUUGUGGAUCUGGAAGCUGGAAAGUACACAAUCAUCUGCAGCACCUUCGAGCCAAACCAGUACGGAAGCUUCACGCUCUUCGUAGAGUCCAACGAGCCUGCGCAGGUUGUACAGUUGCCAAAGGAAGGCGCAGGUAGGCUGCAAUUAGAUCUCAAGAGCGCAGUGUUUAAGGCAGGACAAAGCAAGAUCGCGGCGCCGCUGGUCCCACGGCGGCUCAUCAAACUGUACGCAAUCGUGCGAUAUCUGGAAAGCAGCUCAGCAUCGCAGCGCGCUGCAUCUGCCCGCUCGCUCGUCCGCAUGAGCAUAGAGAUCGGCCGCGGCCCUGAACGUCGGGUACUCGUUGCUUCCAAUGAAGGCGAGUAUUCGGACAAUGCUGGCGGCAUCCGCACCGAGGACAUUGAUCUGAGUCCGGACAUGAGACGCUUGGGCGAUAUCUGGCUUAUCCUGGACCGGGUGUAUGUCAAUGCAGAAGAGCGAGAGGAGACACUGUCCGUCGAGCUAUUUGUUGAUACGCCUGAUGGCAUCAGCUGUGGUGACUGGCGUGAGCGUGACGAGUGA